AUGUCGGCAAAAGGCCAACAAUCUGACAAUAUGUACAAUACUCAUCAGGAAUACAAUACUCAUCAGGAAUACAAUACUCAUCAGGAAUACAAUACUCAUCAGCAAUCUUCCGCCUCGACCUCUUAUUCACCGGAAAAGUCAGAUAAAUAUGAGUCUGACAAGGACGGGAACAGCACCAAACUAGAUCAAGUCGAUCGAAUUCAACGGUCUUCGAGUGAAGAUGUCGAUGACUCGAGGGUCCGCGAACUAGCACGAACAUGGACCCAACAUUCAACAUACUCGGAGGUCAAUGGAAAUCCCUUCGAGAGCGAACCGGGAUCAGUACUCGAUCCUUAUUCGGACAACUUCAGCCCUUAUGCAUGGACCAAAGCCAUGCUGAAAUUGGCAGAAACAGAUGGUCAAAGUUAUAAAGGCCGAAAGGCGGGUGUGGCGUUCAGAAGUUUAAAAGCAUAUGGUUACAGCUCCGGCGCAGAUUUUCAGAAGACCGUCGGCAACGUGUUUUGGCAGGCAUGGGGCUCACUUCAGAGCUUGAUGGGCGUGAGCAAGCGCCGCGUCCAUAUCCUUCGAGACCUAGACGGCGUUGUGUACCCAGGGGAGAUGUUAGUCGUCCUUGGUCCUCCGGGAGCAGGCUGUUCAACGUUCCUGAAAACACUCGCUGGAGAGACGCAUGGCUUCACUAUUGACACAGACUCAUAUCUGAACUACUCUGGCAUUAGCUUUGAGCAGCUUAAGACAAACUUUCGUGGUGAGGCCAUCUAUACUGCCGAGCAGGACGUGCACUUUCCCCACCUCACCGUAGGGAAUACUCUCUACUUCGCCGCCCGUGCUAGGACUCCAAGAUUUAUUCCCGGUGGGGCCACACGAGAGCAGUACGCCGUACACUUGCGGGAUGUUAUAAUGGCUACAUUCGGCAUCAAGCAUACGAUCAACACUCGAGUAGGCAACGAAUACAUACGCGGAGUUUCCGGCGGAGAGCGCAAACGUGUGAGCAUCGCCGAAGCAGCUCUAAUUGGCGCUCCUCUUCAGAUGUGGGACAACUCCACCAGAGGUUUAGAUAGUGCCAAUGCUGUGCAGUUCUGCAAGAACCUGAGAAUCCAGACAGAAGUAAAGGACGUGACGGUGGCAGUAGCCAUUUAUCAAGCGCCCCAGUCAGCCUACGAGAUUUUUGAUAAGGUCAUUCUCUUGUACGAGGGACGUCAGAUUUUCUUCGGCCCAACGAAUAAAGCCAAGGGAUACUUCGUUGAGAUGGGCUUCGAGUGCCCGGAUUGUCAGACUGUCGCUGACUUCCUUACCUCAAUGACGAGCCCGAAAGAACGAGUGAUCCGGCCAGGCUUUGAAGGCAGGGUUCCGAGAACAAGUGAAGACUUUGCUCUCAGAUGGAAGGAUAGUCAGCAAAGAAAAAGCCUCUUGGCCGACAUCGACGAGUUUGGGAGAGAGUACCCCAUUGGUGGCGAAAACCUACAGGCAUUCCAAGAAUCAAUGAAGAUGCAGCAGGCCAAGAACGCAAGGCCAGGGUCACCAUACACACUCUCAUAUGUGCAACAAGUUCGCCUCUGUUUGUGGCGGGCAGUUGUGCAACUAAUAGCUGAUCCAAGCAUAACCCUAACUCAACUUAUUGGCAACUUUGUCAUGUCGCUUAUUAUUUCUUCAGUCUUUUACGACCUUGACGAAACGGCCGCGUCCUUCUUCUCUCGUGGAGCACUCAUUUUCUUUGCUAUUCUAAUGGGAGCAUUUGGAUCAGCUCUAGAAAUCCUCUCGAGAUAUAGCCAGCGUCCGAUUGUCGAGAAGCAUAGUCGCUAUGCAUUAUAUCACCCUUCGGCUGAGGCGAUCGCGUCGAUGUUAUCUGAUAUGCCUUACAAGAUCCUCAACGCCAUUACCUUUAACAUACCCUUAUACUUUAUGACAAAUCUACGACGAGAAGCUGGCCCAUGGUUCUUUUAUCUCCUCAUAUCCUUCACAAUGACGUUGACAAUGAGUAUGCUGUUCCGCGGUAUUGCUUCGGUAUCUAGGACCUUAGAGCAGGCAAUGACUCCCGCAAGUUUAGCUAUUCUGGCGCUGAUCAUCUAUACUGGAUUUGCGAUUCCGACUGAUUAUAUGCUUGGCUGGGCUAGGUGGAUCAACUAUCUCAAUCCUGUCGCAUAUGGAUUCGAGGCGCUAAUGAUUAACGAAUUUUCAGGCCGUACCUAUAGGUGCGUUGCCUCGCUGCUCGUCCCCAAUUACUCGGGCGCAGACCUUUCCAAUCAAGUCUGUUCCGCUGUCGGAGCAGUACCUGGUCAGACAUUCGUCGACGGCGACACCUACCUGCGCGUGGCAUUCGACUACUCGGCAGCGCAUCGGUGGCGGAAUUAUGGUAUUCUGUGGACAUUCUUGAUUGGAUUUAUGACGGCCCAUAUCUUGACUACCGAGUAUAUCCAGGCGAAAAAGUCGAAGGGUGAGAUCCUCGUCUUUCGAAGGGGUGUCAUGCCAGCCUCGCUCCAAGGUUACAAGGAAGACGUCGAAGCGCCCAGUACAGGCGAUAACACGAAAGUUGAAAAAAGCGGAAAGGACACCUCCGAUAUAAUCCAAAGACAGACCGCAAUAUUCCAGUGGAGAAACGUGUGCUAUGAUAUUAAGAUCAAGGGUCAACCGCGUCGAAUUCUAGACAACGUCGAUGGGUGGGUGAAGCCAGGGACACUAACUGCACUUAUGGGCGUUAGCGGUGCCGGUAAAACCACGCUUCUAGAUGUGCUGGCAACCAGAGUCACCAUGGGCGUUAUAUGUGGGGAGAUGUUAGUGGACGGCCGCCAACGUGACAGCUCCUUUCAGCGUAAAACGGGUUACGUCCAGCAGCAGGACCUCCACCUAGAAACGUCGACAGUCCGCGAGGCCUUGAAAUUCAGCGCCGUGCUUAGGCAACCUGCUACUGUUCCUUACAAGGAGAAGGUUGCGUACGUUGAUGAAAUUAUUGAACUUCUCGAUAUGGAAGAGUACGCUGACGCAGUUGUUGGCGUUCUGGGAGAGGGGCUAAAUGUUGAGCAACGGAAAAGGUUAACAAUUGGAGUAGAGCUUGCCGCAAAGCCCCAGUUACUGCUGUUCCUUGACGAACCAACUUCGGGUUUAGACUCUCAGACAUCAUGGUCUAUCCUCAACUUACUGGAAAAGCUGACCAGGAAUGGACAAGCCAUUCUAUGCACUAUUCACCAACCUUCCGCGAUAUUAUUUCAACGUUUUGAUCGUCUCCUGUUCCUUGCUAGGGGGGGGAAGACAGUUUACUUUGGACCCAUUGGACGAUCUUCCAAAACACUUACGUCCUAUUUUGAGACAAACGGCGCACAUCCAUGCCCUCCAGAGGCGAAUCCUGCGGAAUGGAUGCUCGAAGUUAUAGGCGCAGCCCCCGGUUCCCACACGGAUAUUGAUUGGCCUCUUGUGUGGAAACAGUCGCACGAGUACUACGAGAUGCAGCGCGAGCUUCACACCAUGAAGGCUGAGCGUUUGCAGUUGGCACCCGUAGCGGAUCUUAACGACAAAUCUAUCUACCGGGAAUUCGCUGCCUCAUUUCUUCUUCAAUACCUUGAGGUACAGAAGCGUGUGUUUCAACAACACUGGCGAACUCCGACCUAUAUUUAUCCCAAAUUCGCUAUGUGUAUCUUGGCUGCCCUUUUCAUUGGGUUUUCCUUCUUCCGAGCGGAGAAUACUCGACAAGGCUUACAAAACCAGAUGUUUGGUAUAUUCAUGCUAAUGUCAAUAUUUGGACAGCUCGUGCAGCAGCUAAUGCCGAUCUUUGUACGCCAGCGGUCCUUGUACGAAGUUCGAGAGCGCCCAUCAAAGACUUACUCUUGGAAAGCAUUUAUGCUGUCGAACAUCAUUGCCGAAUUCCCUUGGAACUUGGGCUGUGGAGUUGCACUGUAUUUCUGCUGGUACUAUCCCAUUGGGCUAUGGCGCAACGCCGAACCGACCCACGCGGUGAGCGAGCGAGGAGCACUUAUGUGGCUUCUUAUUGUGAGCUUCUUGUUCUUCACCACAACGUUUUCGCAUAUGGUCAUUGCUGCUAUCGAGUCCCCCGAAACAGGUGGCAAUGUGGCAAACGUGCUCUUUUCACUAUGCCUAAUCUUUUGCGGUGUAUUGGCUACAUCAGAUAGUCUGCCAGGAUUCUGGAUAUUUAUGUACCGCGUCUCACCCUUUACCUACCUGAUCGGCGCCAUGCUUUCGACGGCUGUAAGCGGCAGCAGCGUUCACUGUUCAGAUGCAGAGCUCUUAACGAUCAGCCCGCCCUCUGGACAAAGUUGCGCCGAAUAUAUGAACCGCUAUAUUUCGACUGUUGGAGGAGUUCUUCUCGAUGGAAAUGCAACCUCAGAGUGCCGCUACUGUGCGCUGGACACAACCGAUGCCUUCUUAGCCGCUCUGAAUAUGUCGCCGUCGGACGCGUGGCGCGAUUUCGGGCUCAUGUGGGUGUACAUUGUAUUCAAUAUGGUGAUGGCGUUGUUCUUUUACUGGCUUGGCAGAAUGCCCAAAAACCGGGGUAAGAAUAAAAAGAGUGAUACGGACGAUACACCAGUUCUUGUGACGCCGCAUCCCGAACUCGCUGGCGAAGCAGAGCAGAAGUAG
This is a messenger RNA of Exophiala aquamarina CBS 119918, 4584 nucleotides long. RefSeq names its product ATP-binding cassette, subfamily G (WHITE), member 2, PDR. The record is from RefSeq and is a predicted model, not a curated record. Gene Ontology annotation, cellular component: membrane. Gene Ontology annotation, biological process: transmembrane transport. The transcript has 6 exons. Lineage: Eukaryota; Fungi; Ascomycota; Eurotiomycetes; Chaetothyriales; Herpotrichiellaceae. Gene Ontology annotation, molecular function: ABC-type transporter activity; ATP hydrolysis activity; ATP binding. Bases 1 to 4584 code for a protein of 1527 amino acids.